AUGACCAACACAACGGUGCUGUCUGCAUUUGCCGCCAAGGCCAACCCCAACCCAGCCGACCCAACGGCCCUGACGCUGGCCUACGGUGAUCGGACCAUGCCCAAGCUCCGCCUCGCCUUGGCGUCUCCUGAUUUGAUUGUUCGGCAACGUGCCCUCAUCUCGCUCCGUACUCUGGUUGUCAAUCCCGACAAUGCUGCCGCUGCGCUUCAUGCUGAUACUGUCUCGGGCUUGAGUGCUUGUCUCGAUGCCUCGGACGAGCUCGUCCGCUCCACAGCUGCUGCUGUCUGUGAGGCUCUGGCCAGACUCGCGCCAGGAAAAGCUGCUCUGGCUGCGUCAGACGUACUGCCCAAGCUCGCCCAGCUGGCAGACGAUGACAAGCGCUCAGUCCGGGCGGCCGCGCUCGGCGCGCUGGCGGCUCAGGCCGACGAUCCCGACGGCGCCCAUUCGGUCCUCACCGCCGGCCUCGUUCCGCUGCUGGUGGACAAGGCCGCCGUCGAGGAAGAGAUGCUGCAAAUCCUGGCCCUGGAAGCGCUGGCUGGGUGUGUGCGGCAGGACGCUGCGGAUGCGCUGCGGGUCGGCGCCAUGGACGUCGCGGUCGCGCUGCUCGGGCACGAGUCGGGCGGCGUCCGCAACGCGGCGGCGCUGCUCAUCCUUGCACUGGCCACCCCGUUUGAAGGCAAGAUCAUUGCGGUUGACUCGGCAGCGGUGCCGCCGCUGGUGGUCGCUCUCUGCGAUGACGAGCUGGCGGUCCAGCCUGCGGCGGCACGCGCACUCAUGGCGGUGACGGUGUACAACGGCGGCAAGGUUGCGGCGCUCGAGGCCGGUGCGCCCUCGAUUCUCUCCGACAUUAUUGUCGCAGAGCUGGAGGCCGAUACUGCAGUCGACGAGGCCGUGGCGGCCUCGCUUGCGCGCGGCGAUGGCAGCCCUCCGGUCCCGCAGCGCGAGCACCUCCGCGAGCUCCGGGUCUCGGCGCUCAAGGCCGUCACCACCAUUGCCGAGCACCCGCUCGGCCGGCGCGCCUUUCUCCCACUUGUCGACCGGCUUGAGGAGCUGGCGGCCGUCGACGACGACCCGCUCCUCGCCCGGUCUGCCGCCAUUGCGCUGCAGGUCAUCCAGUUUACGCCUUGA
Molecule: messenger RNA, 1128 nt
Organism: Thecamonas trahens ATCC 50062
Lineage: Eukaryota; Apusomonadida; Apusomonadidae
Product: radial spoke protein ARM37
Exons: 1
Coding region: 1-1128 (375 amino acids)
Source: RefSeq, a predicted model, not a curated record